CAUUUUGUGUGUCCGUGUCCGGUGACAGCAGAAUCCGGCGGUGCUCGGCCCGGUGUUCGGACAUGGCGCUCCGCAUAGUGAAAGGCAGCAUCGAUCGCAUGUUCGAUAAGAACCUGCAGGACCUGGUGCGGGGGAUCCGGAACCACAAGGAGGAUGAGGCAAAGUACAUCUCUCAUUGCAUCGAUGAGAUCAAACAGGAACUAAAGCAGGAUAAUAUAGCGGUGAAAGCCAAUGCUGUCUGCAAGCUGACAUACUUACAAAUGCUGGGCUACGAUAUUAGUUGGGCUGCCUUCAAUAUUAUCGAAGUGAUGAGCGCCUCCAAGUUCACAUUUAAAAGGAUUGGUUAUUUAGCUGCGUCUCAGUGCUUUCAUGAAGCGACAGAUGUCAUCAUGCUGACCACAAACCAAAUUAGGAAGGACCUGAGCAGCCCCAACCAGUAUGAUACAGGUGUGGCCCUCACCGGUUUGUCCUGUUUCGUCACUCCUGAUCUGGCCAGGGACUUGGCUAAUGACAUUAUGACUCUGAUGUCCCACACAAAGCCUUACAUAAGAAAAAAAUCAGUUCUGAUUAUGUACAAAGUUUUCCUGAAAUACCCCGAGUCCCUUCGUCCAGCCUUCCCACGCCUUAAAGAGAAGCUGGAAGACCCUGAUCCAGGGGUGCAGUCUGCAGCUGUAAAUGUCAUCUGUGAACUUGCCCGCCGGAACCCUAAAAACUACCUGUCACUGGCCCCACUAUUUUUCAAGCUGAUGACCUCAUCGACCAACAACUGGGUUCUCAUUAAAAUAAUCAAGCUGUUUGGGGCACUUACUCCCUUGGAGCCGAGGUUGGGGAAGAAACUGAUUGAACCUCUCACAAACCUGAUACACAGCACGUCUGCAAUGUCUCUCCUGUAUGAAUGUGUGAAUACCGUUAUAGUAGUUUUGAUCUCGCUGUCAUCAGGAAUGCCCAACCACAGCGCCAGUAUUCAGCUGUGUGUGCAGAAGUUACGAAUUCUGAUUGAAGAUUCUGACCAAAAUUUAAAGUAUCUGGGCUUACUAGCUAUGUCCAAGAUCCUGAAGACUCACCCGAAGUCUGUCCAGUCUCACAAGGAUCUGAUCUUGCAGUGUUUGGAUGACAAGGAUGAGUCAAUCAGGCUUCGAGCAUUGGAUUUGUUGUAUGGAAUGGUGUCCAAGAAGAACCUGAUGGAAAUUGUUAAAAAGUUGAUGAUCCACGUUGACAAAGCAGAAGGCACUGCCUACAGGGACGAGUUACUCACCAAGAUCAUUGACAUCUGCAGUCAGUCUAACUACCAGUACAUCACUAACUUUGAAUGGUACAUAAGCAUUCUUGUGGAGCUGACGCGUCUGGAAGGGACUCGCCACGGCCAUUUAAUUGCGGCUCAGAUGCUGGAUGUGGCUAUCCGAGUGAAAGCCAUCCGCAUGUUUGCGGUGUCUCAGAUGGCCACACUGCUGGACAACGCACAUCUACUCGCCAGCAAUACACAGCGCAAUGGGAUCUGUGAGGUUCUGUAUGCGGCUGCAUGGAUCUGUGGAGAGUUUGCAGAGGAACUGCCAGAGCCACACCAGACACUGGAGGCAAUGCUGAGGCCGAAAGUUACUACUCUGCCGGGGCACAUCCAAGCGGUGUAUGUGCAGAAUGUAGUUAAACUGUAUUCCUGCAUACUACAGCGUAAGGAGCAGGACGGAGAUCAGGAGGCAGCGCAGCAGAUCACACAACUUAUGAUCGAUCGGCUUCCUCAGUUUGUUCAGAGCGCUGAUCUGGAAGUUCAGGAGAGGGCUUCCUGCAUAUUGCAACUCAUCAAAUACAUUCAGAAGCUGCAGGCUAAAGAUGUCCCCGUGGCGGAGGAGGUGAUGGCUUUGUUUGCAGGAGAAUUAAACCCUGUGGCUCCCAAGGCCCAGAAGAAAGUUCCUGUUCCAGAAGGUUUGGAUUUGGAUACAUGGAUAAACGAGCCCCCGUCAGAUAGCGAAUCUGAAGAUGAAAAACCCAAAGCCAUUUUCCACGAAGAGAAGACGACUCACACAAAGUCAUCUCGGCCGGAGGUUGAUGAGGACGAGUUGGCCAGGAGGCGAGCAGUACGGAAGGAAGAACAAGCAAAUAACCCAUUUUAUAUUAAAAGUUCUCCGUCCCCACAGAAGCUUUAUCAAGAAUCCCCUGGUGUUGAUCAUAUCCCUGUUGUGCAGAUAGAUCUCUCUGUGCCCCUUAAAGUCCCAGGGCUGCCCAUGUCGGACCAGUAUGUAAAGCUUGAAGAAGAACGAAGGUCAAAGCAACGUCAGGAGAAGGACAAGAAGCGCAAGAAAGAAAAAGAUAAGAAAGGUGGAAAAACGAGGCGCCAUCGCUCGUUUCACACAGAGAGUGAUGAAGACAUCACUCCAGCCCAGCAUGUUGAUAUCAUGACCGAGGAGAUGCCAGAGAAUGCCCUGCCCAGUGAUGAUGAUGAUAAGGACCCUAAUGACCCUUACAGAGCCCUGGAUAUAGAUUUGGAUAAACCCCUAGCAGACACAGAGAGACUGCCAGUGCAAAGGCACAGAAAUACAGACGGCCUAAAGUCCCCCGAAAAUGAAGCCAGUACGUUAGACCAAAAGAUCAAGAAAUCCAGCAAGAAGGAGCAUAGGCAACAGGAAACAGAGAAAGUAAAGAAAAAAGAGAAAAAGCAGAAAAGCAAAUCAAAAGAGGAGAAAACCAAACGCAAGAAAUCUACAGCAAGCACAACCAAGGAGGGCGAGGUUCCUGUGAAGGAAGAGGAAGUCAAGGAGGACGAGAAAGCCACCGAAGCUACGUCCGAUGACAUGGAUUUCUGGCUCAAUAACUCUGAGGCACCAGCGCAGUCUCAGAGCGUACCUGAAGCCACUACCAAUAUAGAAGAACCUAAAAAAGAAGAGCUCAUACUAGAAACAAAUGAAGAAGAGAAUGAAAAGAAAUCCCACCGACACAAGAAGAAGCAUAAGAAGGAGAAAGAUGAAGUGAAGGAAGACAAGAAAUCUCGCAAGAAGAAACACCAUCACCACCACCAUCGUCACCACUCACACGAGGAAGAGCAGACCGAAUCUGUGCAAAAUGGAACACUGGAUGAAGAAGAGACUCUGCCGCCAAUGUCCAGUUACAGCACUCUAGCAGAGAAUACAUACAUCAAGAUGAUGUAUGACAUUCAAGGGGAUCUGCAGAAAGAGAGCCAGGUCACUGUUUCUGUCAUCCUUGAGAAUCUGAGUCAGAGCUUCCUGAAGAACAUGGAGAUUAACGUUUUGGACUCCCUCAAUACUAAAAUGAUGAGGCCGGAGGGAUCAACUGUCCAUGAUGGUAUUCCUGUACCUUUUCAAUUGCCACCAGGUGUUUCUAAUGAAGCUAAAUUUGUGUUCACUGUCAAGAGUAUUGUUAUGCCCCAGAAGCUUAAAGGAACAUUGUCUUUCAUAGCAAAGGACGAUGAGGGUUCAUCCCAUGAAAAAUUAGACUUCAAACUGCACUUUAGCUGCUCUUCCUAUUUAAUUAUGACCCCUUGCUACAGUGAUGCGUAUGCCAAGCUGCUGGAAUCAGGAGACCUGAAAAUGAGUUCACUCAUAGUUGAUACCACCACACUAUCCUUCCACCAUCUAUUAGCGAAGAUAUGCUUCUACCACCACUUCACUGUGGUUGAGCGAGUUGACUCGUGUGCGUCUGUGUACAGUCGAUCUAUUCAGGGUCACCAUGUGUGCUUACUGGUGAAAAAGGGGGACAAGUCAAUAUCUAUUGAUGGGAAGUGCAGUGAAGCAUCUCUACUCGGCAACGUUCUCGGCGAGAUCAAAGAAACGCUGACGGAAUCUUGAACAUUAGGAUCUCUCUCUCCUUUUAUCCUCUCUCUAUUCUGCACCUCCUGCAAGAAGCACUCAAACAGAACACAAAGUGAAAAGAUCCAGAAUUACUCAGCAAUUGUUCUGAUCCAAACACGCAUGUUCUAGCUCUGCCUUUUUUUCUGAUGCAGGAGACUUCAAUUUUACUGUUCCCUAAGCGCGGAUUAAUCUCCCCAUCCACACCUCCCAUCCUUUUUAUUUUGUUUUGUCAUUUUUAGACCCUUCAGUGACCAAGAGGAGCUUUCUUAAUGGCAGCGUUGUUCAUUUAACCAUUUUGCUGCCAGUGGUUCUGCCCUCAGACAGUAAAAUUGUUAAUUUUGCGCUUUGUCGAGAUCCAUGCCGUUUACACUAGCUGCCGAGCAUACUUGGCUUUCCUGCAAUACAGAUUAAUGACCUACAGAAAAUCUGUUAGAGAAGCUGUGUGUGAUAAUAAUUUAAACUGCCCGUGUUUGAGUUGUACCGGAGACGCAGACCUUACAAAACAGACCUCUAUCUAGGAAGGGGCAGUGUAUAGUUAAUCCAGAUCAUGAUCGCUAUGGUGAGCCUGUAACGCCCUCAUACCUACAGUUUACCAUGUUGUGCAUGAACUGCUUGUAGGAUAUGACCUUACAGAAUUUCGUUUUCUUUAUUAUUUCCUAUCCCCUUGUUUUGCUCCGUACCCUAACUUUGCAUCCUUUGGGUAGGCUGAUGCCAUGUGCCUCUGAUGGCUUCCUCCAAAAAGUAAGCAGGUCUGAAGACAUUCCUUGCAAAGUAACUUUUACCACCAGAAACUGGAAAUCUCAAUUACUUUCUGCGUGUCUUUGUGUGUUUUUUUGUUGCCCUGUUUUGUGUGUUGCUCCCACUGUACUUCUGAACCAGAGUCCACUUAUUUACAUAUAAAAUAUUCUAGUUUGUGCUGUACAGUCUGGGUACCAUUAAAUGAAACGUUUACCCACUUUUGCAGUUAUAGAGGUAUUCAAGCAUUGUAUUCCUAGGUUUGUUUUAGGCCUUUUUUUUUUUUAAAUUGCAAAAGAUUUCAAGAUUUACAAAUCAUACGGCUACUGGGAAAUCAUAACUGGUGUGUGGUGCCUUACUGUAAUUCCCAAUCAUGUUUUCAAGUGGGCUUAAUCGCACUACAAUGAUGUUUAACCUUUAUUAAAUAUUUUAUUCAGGAAUUAUUAUAUGGGCCGGGUGUCUGAAAAUGCAAAAAGGGACUGAUAUCUCGGUGAAGACAAUGGGCUCCCAUUUCGAUAUUGAGAUCAUUUUUCCAUGCAUUAUUGUCAUUUAAUGCCUCUUAAUACCCAACCUGUUAAAUGCAACAAGAGACUCUUACGGCUGUUUCUCUUACCUUAUAAAGCAGAAAUCUUGAAGUAUGUUGUCAAUCUUGGAUACUUUUAAUUCACUUCAUUUUUAUACACGUUAUAAAAAAAUAGUUACAGGGAGUGAAGACAUGGACGGCAGGUUGUUCACGGAAUACUGUGUUAGAAACACUAAAGUGACACACUAUCCCAAAGAUAAUAGAAGAGACUGACUGCAGUCCAAAUCAACAAGUGCCACUGCAUAUUAGAUGUGAUGUCAGCUUGAUAACCCCCCACUGUCUUUGCGAAGGCAAAGUGCUUAAUGAUGUUUUUCAGAUCUAUUAAAAAGUAUUAGUCUUCAGGGAUUUACACUACUAAAGCUCACAUGCAGAAAACUAUACACAUCUGAAAACGACAUAGGCAGUACGUAGAGCUCUGCUGUAAAUAUUCUUGUAGUGGUCUUCACAUAUUGUACAUCACACAGUGUGUACAAACACUGUUACCUUUCCAAUGCCUGGGUCAGUCACUCAGUCACAUUACACUUUGCAUUUAGGGGGGGCAGUAAACAAUUGUUUUAACUUCAGAUUUUGCCCAUCCUGUUUUCUCGUUGACUCAAACUUGAUCACAAAGUCUGUGUCUAUAUUUAUGUUUUGUUUUGUUUUUUUUGUCCUGACUCUGCCUUGGUUACAUUCGCAUGUAUAAUAUCUUCUUUCCCAAAACCCUGUGUGGUGAAUAUAGAAGUUUCCAGUCUGUAUGUGUUAUAAAUUCGCUAUCGACAUUCCCUUGAAGGACAGAAAAUGGUACCACAGAAGCUGCUGUAUUUGUGUCAAGAUGAUCCACAAUAAAGUAUCAAAAUGGUCAAGA
Molecule: messenger RNA, 5962 nt
Organism: Pelobates fuscus (common spadefoot toad)
Lineage: Eukaryota; Metazoa; Chordata; Amphibia; Anura; Pelobatidae
Gene: AP3D1
Product: adaptor related protein complex 3 subunit delta 1
Exons: 33
Coding region: 63-3797 (1244 amino acids)
Biological process (GO): protein targeting to vacuole; neurotransmitter receptor transport, postsynaptic endosome to lysosome; anterograde synaptic vesicle transport
Cellular component (GO): presynaptic endosome; AP-3 adaptor complex; endosome membrane
Source: RefSeq, a predicted model, not a curated record